Messenger RNA from Tripterygium wilfordii, 1357 nucleotides. RefSeq names its product nudix hydrolase 10-like. Gene Ontology annotation, molecular function: NADH pyrophosphatase activity; ADP-ribose diphosphatase activity; NAD binding. Lineage: Eukaryota; Viridiplantae; Streptophyta; Magnoliopsida; Celastrales; Celastraceae. The coding region runs from base 211 to 1062 and encodes 283 amino acids. The record is from RefSeq and is a predicted model, not a curated record. The transcript has 9 exons.
CCUUACUCCAUCCCGAGUUGUUGAUGACCAUAAAAAUGGGUAAAUCCCUCUCUUAUCCUUCACUGCCUCCUAUUCCAAUACCUGAAUCCUCUCUUCUUUGAAGCAUAAGCAGCCGCUCCCUCGAAUCUUAGCUCCGAAGUUGCUUACAAAACCCAGUAAAGAUGGGUCAGGUCUACAGACGCUUUUAGAAUCAGAGUUGUGUCAGCUUCGAUGGAUUCAUAUUCUCCUUUGGAUGCUGAAAAUGAGGUUCAGGAGGUUAAACUGCUUAAUGGAAUCAAUGAUGAGUAUGAAGGUGUCAUCGUUGAAAUGAAAGAACCCAUGGAUUCCAAUGCAUUUGCUUCGGCACUUAGAGCUUCGAUGGCACACUGGAGACAGCAGGGAAAGAAGGGAAUUUGGAUCCAAUUGCCUAUCGAGCUAGCAAAUUUGGUCGAACCUACUAUUAAGGAAGGGUUCUCGUACCACCAUGCAGAGCCAAAAUACUUAAUGCUAGUUUACUGGAUUCCUGAGGGGAUUAGCCCUCUUCCUGCAAAUGCCUCACACCGAGUGACAAUCGGCGCAUUUGUUAUGAAUGAUAAAAGAGAGGUGCUAGUGGUCCAAGAAAACCGUGGCGUGCUCAGCGGAAAAGGCAUUUGGAAGUUUCCUACUGGAGUUGUUGAAGAGGGGGAAGACAUUUGUGCAGCAGCAGUCAGAGAAGUCAGAGAAGAGACAGCAAUUGAGACAGAGUUUGUAGAAUUACUAGCUUUCAGACAAAGCCACAAAGCAUUCUUUGGGAAAUCAGAGUUGUUCUUUUUGUUCAUGUUGCGACCCCUCUCGUUUGACAUCCAGGCACAGGAAUCUGAGAUAGAGGCAGCUCAGUGGAUGCCAUGUGAGGAAUAUGCAGCCCAACCAUUUGUGCAAGAGGAUGAGUUGUUAAAAUACUUAUAUGAUAUAUGCUUAACAAAGAAAGAUAAGGGUUACUCUGGGUUUUCUCCGGUGCCUACGACUUCAAGCUUCUCAGAUAAGAAACACUACCUGUACAUGAACAGCAGUCACCUCAAUGGGAAGUAUGGCCGCAGCCUUUGAAGUUAUUACUCUGGGAGGGGAUACAAGUUCUGCACUUGGAUUUUUAAACUCAUGAAAUAAUAUAGCUUGUGCCUUGUAGUUUAUUGAGGUGACAGUCAAACAUAAAUAUUUGGUUCACUAAUCUCUUGUAUCAUUGAUUCUAGUUACUGCACUUUUGUUGAAUUUUUCUUUUUCUAUUUCUAUGGAUUGCUUCUUAGAUUGGCAGAUCUGUCAAAGAUACCAGUAACACUGGUAAUUGAAUUCUUGUAUCAUUGAUUCUAGUUACUGCACUUUUGUUGAGUGUUUUCUAUUUCUA